AUGCACGAUCGGAUGGUUGUGGAUGAUUCUGAUCGUGAUUGGAUGGUUGUCAGUGGUUCUAAGCAGAUCAGAGGGCAUGUAGCAUGCGAUGAGGUGCGGUCGAACAGUCCAGGGAUGAGCCAAUUGAGAUCUGACAGUUCAGAGGCACUCCAUGCAGCUGGUCAGCUGGCAGGAACAUCAGUCUCGGCCUCUCCUCUCCCAUAUGGGACUAUGGCUAGACAGUUUGAGGCCCUUGCAUGGGGCAUGAGGAAGAAGCUUUUGAGUUGGCUGGAGCAGGAGAUCGCCUUCGUGCAGGAUUACAACCUACAAGAAGACAGUGGAUUUGGCGGCAUGCCGGCGAGCAAAUCUUUCAUUGAGAGCCUGGGGCGCUUGCCGUAUGGUCAAGGAGAGGGCGUUCGGGAGGAGGAGUGCGUGAUAUGCCUGGAGGACUUCGUUGCCGGAGCGGAAGUUAGUACGAUCCCGUGCUCCCACUCCUUCCACAGCCAGUGCAUCACCCAGUGGCUGGAAAAAAGCCAUCUUUGCCCCAUCUGCAGAUACCACAUGCCCACUGCCAGCUCCAAUCCACAGGGCCAGCAUAUCAUGUAG
Messenger RNA from Elaeis guineensis (African oil palm), 585 nucleotides. The record is from RefSeq and is a predicted model, not a curated record. Lineage: Eukaryota; Viridiplantae; Streptophyta; Magnoliopsida; Arecales; Arecaceae.